This is a messenger RNA of Medicago truncatula (barrel medic), 951 nucleotides long. RefSeq names its product protein FATTY ACID EXPORT 2, chloroplastic. The coding region runs from base 72 to 758 and encodes 228 amino acids. The transcript is spliced from 3 exons. The record is from RefSeq and is a predicted model, not a curated record. Lineage: Eukaryota; Viridiplantae; Streptophyta; Magnoliopsida; Fabales; Fabaceae. Gene Ontology annotation, molecular function: fatty acid transmembrane transporter activity. Gene Ontology annotation, biological process: fatty acid transport. Gene Ontology annotation, cellular component: chloroplast inner membrane.
CCCAAUAGACAAAAACCACGGCGCCAAAAGAAUCUUCUUUCAGUGAGCAAAACCAGAACGUUCUUUCGUCAAUGGCAGAAACUGCAGCGGUUUUCGGUGUUUCAAAUUCAACAAUUCCUUCCCUCUCUCUUCGUCCUACAACCGGAUCCCACACUCCCACCACUUUUACUCGCUCCUUCCUCGCUUCUCCUCCUUCUUUCCCUUACUUGUCUCUUUCCAAUUCACAUUCUCAACUCGCUGUUGUUUCUUCCGACUCCAAGACCACUCAAUUUGAUCUAAGUGCUCCAGAUUUGGACAAUACCGGCGGUGGCGGUGAUAUCAAAGGAAACGGAGACGAUUUCAGCGGAGGAGGAGGUGGUGGUGAAGGAGGAGGCGGAGGAGACGAUAGUGGCAAAGGCGAGGAAGGAUCUGACGGUGAUAAGAGAAAUAUGGCUUUGUCAAUGUCGCAGAAAUUAACUCUAGGUUAUGCUAUUCUCGUUGGAGCGGGUGGUGUAAUGGGCUUUCUGAAGAGUGGCAGCCAGAAGUCACUUUUGGCUGGGGGUUUGUCUUCUGCACUGCUCUUUUAUGUUUUUACCGAGCUACCCGGAAGACCUGUUCUUGCAUCAUCUGUAGGCCUUGGCAUAUCUGCUGCACUUCUUGUGGUGAUGGGUUCUCGUUUCAAGAAAUCAGGGAAGGUCUUUCCGGCAGGUGUUGUGUCACUUGUGUCGUUCAUAAUGACCGGUGGUUACUUGCAUGGAAUUAUGCGUAGUUCGCACUAGAAUGUAAAUAACGGAUGUGAGAUAUCCUGUAAACUUUGCUGAAAACAAUCCCCUCUUGUUAUGAAAUUUGGGGUUUUUGCUGUAGACCCAUGGUUUAUGUUUGUCAUAAAGGUAGACAUUUGUUGUAAAAUAAGGAUGGUAAAUGUGAACUUUCGUUUGGCCGUUGUUUACACACAUUGCUCUUUUUUGUUCC